CUCUCUCUCUCUCUCUCUCUCUCUUUGUUUAUUUGUUUAUUUGUUUAUUUCAAAUUCCAUGUAGUUUUGUUGACUCAGCAUUGUCUGCUCUCAGAACUGUUAAUUCUUCCAAAAUUUGAGAUUUGAAGGCUCUGGUUGCUCUGUUUUUUGAUGUCUUCAAAUGGGUUCUGUCAGAGUUUGAGAAAUUUAGACUUUGAGAUAGAGUUUGUUUUUUUUGAAAGGUUUUCUUUUUGAGUUUUGAGGUUUGGAUUCAAACUGGGGAACUGGGUUAUCUUCUUUAUUUUUAUUUUUAAACUAGAGUUUAUGGCUCUGUUCUCAGAACUGUUUAAUUGUUCCAAAUUUUUUAAAUUUGAAGACCCUAUUUGCUCUGUUUUUUGAUGUCUUUGAAUGGGUUUUGUCAGGGUUUGAGGAAUUUAGACUUUGAAACAGAGUUUUUUCUUUAAUUUGUUUAUUUAUUUAUUUAUUUUUUUGAGUUUUGAGAUUUGGAGUCAAAAUGGGCAACUGGGUUGUCUUCUUUUGAUACAAAAAAAGAAAGUAAAAAAAAAAAUUAGUAUAAUUUUCAUGAAAGGAAAGUAAGGAGUGCGAUUAAAGUUUUUCUUUUCACAAGUUUGUUUCUCUGUCUGUUACUACAUUUGAUUGUCUUUUUCUGUCGUGAAAAAUGAAAAAAAUUUCUUGGCAUUUCUUAGUGGAUUCCAGGUGGGAAUUUUAGCAUUUCUCUGCAUUUGCCAAAUGUCUGCAUUUUGGAUUUUUUUUGAUAGUUUCACUGAAUGGUAAUUUCUCUUAGGUAUUAAUGUAUUUGGGAAGGUUCCGGGUUGAGGGUUUUCUGGGUCUGGAGACUACUGAGGUGGGAGAAGAUUGGGGAAAAAAUUGAAUUGCUAGAUGGGUUUCUGAGUUUGAUUCACAAUAUCACAAGUUUUUCACAAGAAUUGUGAUAGGAGUGGUUCAAAUUGGUGUUGGUGUUCUUUGUGUUUGAGAAAUUGACAGUUAGACUUGGAAGUUCUUUGGGAGUCUGUUUGGGUGAAGAGAAAGUAGACUAGAAAUGGGACAUUCUGAUCCAAUUUGGGAUCAUAAGGCUGCAAUUGAAUUGACAAAGGACUGGAAUGGGAUUGAUCAAGUAGUGCUUCGGAGCCCACUAGGGGCUUCAGUGAAGGUUAGCUUGCACGGAGGUCAGGUCACUUCGUGGAGGAAUGAUCGAGGUGAAGAACUUCUAUUCACUAGUAGCAAGGCGAUCUUUAAGCCUCCAAAAGCAAUGCGGGGAGGAAUCCCUAUAUGUUUCCCACAGUUUGGAAACUGUGGCUCACUUGAGCAACAUGGAUUGGCGAGGAACAAAAUUUGGACCAUUGAUGAGAAUCCUCCGCCUUUAGCCCCAAGUGAUUCUCAUGGCAAAUCCUUUGUUGACUUGCUGCUCAAACCAUCUGAAGAAGAUCUGAAGUGCUGGCCACAUAGUUUUGAGUUGCGUCUUAGGGUUUCUCUAGCGGCAGAUGGGAAAUUAACAUUGACAUCCCGCAUUAGAAACAUCAAUGGCAAGCCAUUUAGUUUCUCAUUUGCUUAUCACACAUAUUUGUCUGUCUCCGACAUAAGUGAAGUGAGGAUAGAAGGGUUGGAAACGCUUGACUAUCUCGACAACCUUUGGCAAAGAGAACGGUUUACAGAACAAGGAGACGCCAUAACUUUUGAAUCAGAGGUUGAUCGAGUUUAUCUUAGUUCUCCGAAUGUCAUUGCAGUCCUUGAUCAUGAAAGGAAAAGAACAUAUGUAAUAAGGAAGGAAGGGCUACCAGAUGUCGUGGUAUGGAAUCCGUGGGAGAAGAAAUCAAAGGCGAUGUUAGAUAUCGGGGACGAAGAGUACAAACAGAUGAUUUGCGUCGAUGGCGCAGCGAUUGAGAAACCGAUCACUUUGAAGCCAGGCGAGGAAUGGAUGGGGUGUUUGGAGAUCAUGGUCGUGCCUUCAAGUUUUUGUAGUGAAGGUCUUGAUUCCCUUAGCAAAUAUCUUUGAGGUAUGGCCUCUUUGAUGUAAUAGUAGGUGGGUUGAGUUAAAAAAAAAACUAGACUAGUUCUUGUUUUGUUUUUUUGGGAGAGCUUUGGACAUUAGGGGUGAAUGUCUAGUUUUAAAAUGAAUGUUAAGUACAGUUAAUAGUUGUGUGAAUGGGAUUGUGAAAAACUGUGACUAUGAAGAUCAUAAUAGAUAGAUCCUGUAAUGGAGUACAAAAGCCUUUAUGUUUUUGCUAGUGUGCUUCUCUCUCUCUCUCU
Messenger RNA from Camellia sinensis, 2247 nucleotides. The record is from RefSeq and is a predicted model, not a curated record. NCBI's taxonomy places the organism in Eukaryota, Viridiplantae, Streptophyta, Magnoliopsida, Ericales, Theaceae.